Elaeis guineensis (African oil palm) is the source of this 1706-nucleotide messenger RNA. Lineage: Eukaryota; Viridiplantae; Streptophyta; Magnoliopsida; Arecales; Arecaceae. The record is from RefSeq and is a predicted model, not a curated record.
AAUUAUAGUGUAAAAUGGCCUUUAGAUUUUGCAAAGAAAGAAAGGCAGCAAACUGGAUUCCAAAACCCGUUGGUGGGAGAGUGGCUGGUAGUUUUAACCCAAGGCGACGUAGGAAUGGCAGUCACCUCAGGGAAAAGCAAUGGAAAAGAAUCUUGAUGUCUCCCCGCAACUUAUACCACUCCAUGAAGACUGGCAUUUUCAAAACUUGUCUAUGGAGAGGGAGAAGAAGAGAAAAGAGGACAUCAAGCCUCUUCUUCUUCUUCUAAAGGUUGCCAUUCCAUUAGCUUUUCCCUUGGCUGGUUUUAUUUUAUCCACUCUCACAACAAAUAGUAGAACAGAGAGAACGACCCAGCCUUCUUGUCCACCACAAGAACAAAUGGAUAACACCCUUUCCAAUUCUCAGUAUGAGCAUGGGGAGGAUGAGAGAUCCCAUGGCCUGAACACAUCCUCCAUGUACCAAGAAAAAGGAGAGGAUGAACCCGAAAAGAGAGAGCCUUCGGUAAGCUUACAUGACUCUAGUUCUCUGGAGGUCACGAGAGUGCGAUGUUCCAAUAACGUGAGAGAGAUUUCAAUCAAGCAAUCCCAGGAUGGUCCAAAUUUAGAAGAAGACAUUGAAACUCUGAAGUCCCAGAUAGCUGCCCUACAAGAGAAGGAACAUGAGUUUGAUUCCCAAAUUUAUCAGUACUGCAAUCUAAGAGAACAGGAAUCUGCAAUCCAAAAGCUUCAGAUUAUGUGCUUGGGUUUCAAACUCGAGUCUCUGGAAGCUCAAAAUCAGAGGCUGGAGGACACAAUUGUAGAGCUCCGAGAAGGUAUGAAACAAUAUGACAUGAUGACAGAUGUUCUCGGAUCGCUCCAGCGGAAGGUGAAGAAGCUUCACAAGACAAACAGACUGCAUUCUCGCCUCAUUCACCGACAGUCUCUGGACCUUGAUGCUAGAGAAGUCGAGUUGUCGAUGGCAAAACAAGAGUUGAAACAAGCUACCAAAGAAAUUAAAGAUUUGGCCGAUCAACUGCACCAGGACAACAAAGCAAUGGAGGAAAAGCCGGACCAGACAACAAUGAUGAAUCCAUCAGCAUCAAAGGAUAAGCAAGAGCUAGUGAUUGAAGAUGAUGGCUCGCCACAACUGAGCAAGAAAGAAUUGUUAGAUCAACUAGAGCUGUUUCGAGAACAGUGGUAUGCUGAUAUGGAGGAGAUGAUUUAUCUAGGAUGGAUUGGUGCAUGCUUAAGGUAUGAGAUAUUGAUUAAUCAAAAGGAAGAAGAUCAGAAGCCGGUAGGAGAGGUGGGAGACCAUCUGGUGAUGGAGCUACCCAUAGAAGAUCGGCCUAAGAAUUGCAUCACCGAAUUCCAUGAUUCAGAUUGUUCAUCAUUAGUUGCAGACGUUGAAAAUGCCGGCUUGGAUGUAGCACUAGUGAAGCAUCAUUCAGGCUCCACGAAGCCAAGAUUGCUCCACAAGAUUAAAGGAUGGGCAAAAGGAAAGGGGAGAUCUAAAAGAUGGUGUGACCGAGACCGGAGCUCCUCGGAGAGAUGGUGCGGCCCCAGCUGAAGCAUGGAAAGUUGUGAAUGGAGAUGCUCACGCUAGAGAGAGUGUUGCAAAGAAGUAAAUGUCACAAAAUAUUAUGCAAAAUUCCUCACAAGCUAAAGAUUUGUCGCACUUGCAUGUAAAUUCUGAUCAUUAUACAUGAUAUCGUUCUUUGGUCAAACAACUA